CGCGCGCACAGCACACGCACUGCUAUCUCCCAGCGCGAGCGGAGCGCGGCAAUUAAAUGACGACAUAAUCUGAUGAAGUAGCAACAAUCGGGGGAAAAAGUGGAUCUUCAUGCGCACAUCCCGGAGAAUAUUCCAGCUGGCUUCAGGAUGAAGACACCGAUGCGCCAUGGAGUAGCCGUGUUUCUAGCGAUCACCAUGUGCACCAGUCUGUUGUUCGUGUACAGCGUCAGCUACAACAGUAACACUAGAGCAUCCAGCGCGUCUAAGGGUGGGUCAGGUGAGAAAGUGGAGCCCACCAGAGCGGCCCGCGCGCCUCCGGCACUGCAGGGAUACAGCAGCAUUAUUGAACACAAGCCACUGAAGAUGCACUGCAGGAGCUGCGCACUGGUCACCAGCUCGGGUCAUCUAACCGGUGGAGGUCGUGGAAAAGAGAUCGAUCAGGCAGAGUGUGUCAUCCGAAUGAAUGACGCGCCCACGGCCCAUGGCUACGGGGUGGAUGUGGGUCACCGCACAAGCCUGAGGGUCAUCGCUCAUUCCAGCAUGCAGAGAGUGCUGCGCAGCCGCCAUGAACUCCUUAACUCCAGUCAGGACACAGUCUUCAUCUUCUGGGGACCCAGCAGUUACAUGCGACAUGACGGGAAAGGACUGGUUUACAACAACCUGCGGAUUAUGAACCAAGUGCUGCCCAAACUCAAGGUCUAUAUCAUCUCCUGGCAGAAAAUGCUUCAGUUUGAUGAACUAUUCAAGAGAGAGACUGGCAAAGACAGGAGGAUCUCUAACUCGUGGUUAAGCACAGGCUGGUUCACAAUGACUAUUGCCUUAGAGCUCUGUGACAGAAUCAAUGUGUAUGGCAUGGUGCCUCCAGAUUUCUGUAGGGAGUCUCAGCACCCCUCUGUGCCAUAUCACUACUACGAACCAACGGGUCCGGAUGAAUGUGCCAUGUACAUCUCCCACGAGCGAGGCCGGCGAGGCAGCCACCAUCGCUUCAUCACAGAGAAGCGAGUCUUUGCCAGCUGGGCUCGGACAUUCAACAUCCAUUUCUACCAGCCAGACUGGAGUCCUCCGCCGUUACCAAGAAAUAACACGGCAACCACAGCCUUCACCCGAUCGCAGAAGACGUGACUCUUACUAGAGCCUUCAAAAGAUCUCAAACUGCCUCAAACGGAUCUCUGGAUAAUUCCUUUUGCCAUGUGGAUGGAUUGACUGAGAGAGACUCGGACUCGUGGAGAACUGAUGCUAAAACCUUUUCUUUUGCACAUUGAUUGUUUAGGUACAAAAGUCAUUCCAAUAGUGUGUACUCAUCCACAUUUCAGAAAAUUUGAUCAGUAGCUUCUUGAGCAUCACUGGAAGUUCUUAGUUUUAUGUGGUGUAUAGAAAAAACUAGAAAGGGUGGUGGAUCCAAGAGCUCUGGAGUGUCCAAGAUCUGCUUGCAACAAUAUUUGUGCUAAAGACAAUGUAAAACAGCACUCACAAGUCAUUUUACUUUCAUAAUAUCACAUAUUUCUGAGUGAAACAGGAUAGUCAACGAAAGAACGGGAGGAUGCCACUUGAUUUUGUGGAAUUGAUUUGAUUGUGAAAAGUGGUCUCUAAAUACUCUCUGUCAGGUGGUUUACAACUGCAGAACAGGGACAUAAAGAAAAAUACUGACCUGAAAUGUGCACCAAGUAAACAAUGCCAGUUUUGAUUCAUGUUGACUUAAAUAAUCAACAGACCCAAAAAAAAUGUCCCAAAAAAUGUGUUUUAAUGACCUGUACACUCUUUAAAAUAUAUAUUUUUUUUUUGGCAUUGAUGGUUCCUUGAAGGAAGUUUGAAAUCCAUGGAACCUUUUAACUGCACAAAAGGUUCUUUAUAGUUUAGAUUUUUUUUUUUUUUUUUUGAUUAUUAUAAUGUAAAGAAAAUAAUUUUAAGAACUGUUCACAGAAAUAAAGUACUGUUUUUAAAUAUGUUUUACAUGAUCAAACUUAAACCUUUUUACAAGUUACAUGAAACUUGAUUUAUUUUUUAUUUUUCUUUUAAGAAAAUUAAUUAAAUUUCAGUUGAAAUUUCUUAUUCAAUUUCCAAAUUGAUUUUGCCAAUUUUAGGGCAUUGCUCCUAUGGCAUUAUUUUUAGGAGUGUAUAAUAUACAUAUAUAUAUAUAUUUUUUUUUUACAGAAAAGUUAAAAAUAUUCACUGUGAUUCUUCACAGAUCUAGCUUUCUCACAUUUAUCAGAACUGAAAGUUUUUAAGAUGAAUCCAGCUGGAAUGCGUAUGGAUCCACAAGAAACGCUGCAGCAUGAAGGCUUAUAAAAAUGAAAUCGUAACCCAGCAUAAAUUAUUUUUGUGGUCAGUCUGGUGAGGAGCGUGUCAGAGGUGUACAGGACACAUACUGGUGUAAUUACGGCCGUCACAGCUGAAGGCCAUGCAUCGUUGACCAUGACCACACUGCACCUGUCAAUCAUGCAAAGUAUACACGCGUCGCGACUGUUAAAGCAGCCGCCGCAUUAAUGCGCCCCAGAUGACUGACAACUUGGCAUUGCUGUUGAAUACACAAUUGUUUGCAGACAUGCUGCACAGCUUUGAGUGAUGAGGCAGCCUGUUAUAGCUUGAAUUAUUGCAAAAGCUACUGUUUAUUUUAUAAAUGCAGAAAUGCCUGUCCAUCUCGGGGGGAAGAACAAGAAUUUGGUGAGAUUUAUUUCUGUAUGCUAACAGCUAUAGAACAAAUCAGGAAAAAAUAACAGCAGUAAGAAUUUUUUUUUCAAGAUAAAGUAAUUCCUGUAAUAAUAGGGUUGUUGUCUUAAUUGACCUGGCCACAAUAAUUAUUUAUUUUAUUUUAAAAGCAGAGAAAUGAUGCAGUUUUAAAUUACAUUGGUAAACAGCUAAAAGGUUAAUUAAAGGAAUAGUCCGGGUUCAGAAGUUGUUCAAUCAACAGCAUUUGUGGCAUACUGUUGAUUACAAUGCAGAAUAAUUUCAAUUUGUUCUUUAAAAAAAACACAAAAAAAAGGCAAGGCUGCAGUCACUUACACUAGAAAUUAAAACGUUGCUUUCACCAUUUC
Molecule: messenger RNA, 3032 nt
Organism: Carassius gibelio (silver crucian carp)
Lineage: Eukaryota; Metazoa; Chordata; Actinopteri; Cypriniformes; Cyprinidae
Gene: st6galnac5a
Product: ST6 (alpha-N-acetyl-neuraminyl-2,3-beta-galactosyl-1,3)-N-acetylgalactosaminide alpha-2,6-sialyltransferase 5a
Exons: 5
Coding region: 148-1122 (324 amino acids)
Biological process (GO): ganglioside biosynthetic process; oligosaccharide metabolic process
Molecular function (GO): alpha-N-acetylgalactosaminide alpha-2,6-sialyltransferase activity
Source: RefSeq, a predicted model, not a curated record